Messenger RNA from Symbiodinium sp. CCMP2592, 1944 nucleotides. Lineage: Eukaryota; Dinophyceae; Suessiales; Symbiodiniaceae. The record is from the annotation of a GenBank genome assembly.
AUGAAGAGUUCUGGAAGCAGAGCUUUUCUUCCGUUUGGCCAUGCAGAGGACACCGCAACGGAGCUUCAGGACCAGGCUUCGAAGAGCCAGGACACGUUGGUUGAUGCCGUCGAGACGGCCGAAGUGGCUGAGAUCAAGCGGGCUGUGUUCCGCGCUCUGACACGGCUGCGUGCUGCCACCAUCAAGGAGUUCGACACGAUUGCACGUCUUGAAACGCAGUCGAUCGACGCCUACAACGAUGCGCACCACUACCGCUCGGAGAACCCCCUGGCACACCUUCAUGAGGACGAGGCGCCGGUGCAGACGGACAAGCUGAAGCCGUGGGCUCAGAAGCAGGUCGAAGAAGGAACUGCUGAAGACGCACUUCGAUGGGAGGAAGGGGUCCAGCAGCAGUUGCAGUUCGCAGAAGCCUUUGCCAGAUUCCCAGCGGCUUGUGAUUUGUGGCAGCAGAGUUUCCUCGAAAAUUUCUUGCAAGGCAUGCAGGAGCUACAGGACCCUGCCAUGCCACAGUACGAGGUACGGGAACUGGAGCCUUUGAUCGAUUCUUCAGCAAUGGGGCCCUCAGACUGGACAAAGAUUGCCAGGACGCUGGAGCGGAACUACAUGAAGUAUCAUGGCUUUGUGGUGAUAACGGGCACUGACACAAUGGCAUAUGCCGGUUCGGCAUUGAGCUUCAUGCUGGAAGAUCUCGCGAAGCCUGUGGUAUUCACUGGCUCCAUGAUACCGUUGGCCGAACCUUACAAUGACGCCCGCCGAAACCUGAUCCUGUCGAUGCAGUUUGCGGCUGCUCAACAGAGCUUCCCCGAGGUCAUGAUCUUUUUUAACGACCGUCUCUUGCGGGCCAACCGUGCGACCAAGUAUUCCGCAGAUGGACUGGAUGCCUUCGGAUCCCCCAAUUUCCCACCUUUGGCAAUCGUCGGCACCAGCGUGCGAGCUCGCACGGAUUUGGUAGUGAGUAAUCCAAGAGGGUACAUGAAGGUGCAUCCUGUGGCUGAUGCCCAUGUACUAGUGAUCCGGCUCGUCCCGGGAUUCGAUGCUGGGGUGCUCUCCAUGAUUGUCGAGGGAAAGCAAUCUUUGCGAGCACUUGUCCUAGAGACCUACGGCACGGGAAACGCUCCGGUGCUCGCAGCUGUCGCAGAGGCUCGGAAGCGUGAUCUUCUGGUGGUGGUCUGUUCCCAAUGCCCACAAGGCUGUGUGGAGAUGAACCAAUAUGCCGCCGGAGCGGAGCUCGCCAAACAGGGGGUUAUUUCAGCCGGGGACAUGACCACCGAAGCUACUGUGACAAAACUUACCUUCCUGCUUUCGCGCUACAGCACGGACCAGGUCGCGCAUAGAAUGGGCGAUGACUUGCGGGGAGAGAUCACGCCCAUGGACAGCGCUGAUGAGGAAGAUGUCCAGAUGGUGGAUCUUGCUGAUGUCACUCGUGAAGGCAAGCGUCACUUCCUGACGGACUCAGAUUCGCCUCAUACUCCGAGUCCACGCUCAGUGAGUCUGGAGGUGCGCUCCUCGGGUCGGAGCGUCAUCUUCGUCAGGAAUCGAAACUGCAAGCUUCCUCCUUUGUCGCCCUCCUGCGGCGCCCACCAGGGAGAGGAGGACUACUCGCUCUUCUUCGGGGAGCACUUCAGUAACCUUUGCAAUGGGGAGGACAGGAUCCUGAAGCAGCCGGCACACUUCGAUUAUGCUCCGGUCAUUCCGAAUGACCAGGAUCAAAUGCGCAAGGCCAUGCUGGACCGGAUAGUGCGCCUUCAUCUCAAGUUCGACAUGAAGCCGGAAAGUCUCUACUUGGCUGUGUCUUUGAUCGACGAGUGCCUCAUGCUUCGGCUGCCUUGCAUACGGCCGUUUCUUUUGGCCCCAGUCGCCUUGCUGGUAGCUGCGAAGUUCGAGGACAUGCGGCCGGGCUCGCUCCUGUACGCCUUGCUGAAACUCUCCGCUGGCAUCUCUUGA